UUGACUUCUGGGCCGAUGGAGGAAGCGACCAAUUCCUGAAAGGCCGAUGCAUUAACAUCGGCCACGACAUCCAUGCCUUUGGCUCUAGGGCAGCAUAAGCGCCUGGUACAUACUGAGUGCUACGUCCUGCAAGUGGGCAAUCCACGGUUCAUGCAGGUUGUCGGAUGAGACGGGGUAUUCAGGUGAUCUUAAACCUUAGACCUAGUGACGGAGUGAGUUGCAGACGAGGUAACUCGGAUAUCAAUUGGUGGGAGUUUACAUUCAUUCACUCGUUGAAUUUUUAUUUAGAGUGGUGGGCUUGUGGGCGUCGAAUAAUCAGUGAGCAUAUAUCUCCAGCACCAAAUGAAAUACUAUUUGUGCUAGCGAACUUUGAUGUUUUCCUCUUCAGCGCAGUAUGCAGCUUCGCCUUCUUACAUUCUCCUGUCCUUGCGCUGGUAUCCUCUUUUGUGCCGAGUCCGUGGACAGGACCAAGAAUAUGCGGAAUUCAGACGACAUGGUCCUGAAAUUCACAUUUAGGAUAAACUGAGGCGCGUCCCGUAGGUGAGGAAGUACUGCGUAUAGAUGUUUUGUAUUUGACUUAUGAUGUAAC
Messenger RNA from Paraphaeosphaeria sporulosa, 589 nucleotides. RefSeq lists its product as uncharacterized. The record is from RefSeq and is a predicted model, not a curated record. The transcript has 2 exons. Lineage: Eukaryota; Fungi; Ascomycota; Dothideomycetes; Pleosporales; Didymosphaeriaceae. Bases 165 to 503 code for a protein of 112 amino acids.